AUGACAGAGAUAUUGAAUGUCCUAGUCAAUGACGGAUCAAGUGUAGGCGCUUGUACACUUGAUCUGAUUGCGCCUCCGAAGUUGACUUCGGAGAUCACUCAGUUGCCAACGCUCGACCACAAAAGGUUCUUGCGUGAUCUGCGUAGUGGCAAAGUCAAGCAGAUCUGCGUACUCGUCGCUGACGACGAGUGUGUAACCGACAUAAGGUCAGCAACAGUGUUCACUGAGAACAAGAGAGUUCUCAGUAGUUCAUCUAAGGACGAGAGCGUCCUGGAUGAAAAGACACGAGUUGAGCGAUAUGACUCUCAAUCAUGGGAAUCGCUCAAGACAAAUCCUCUCUAUGAAGAUUUGGUUGAAUUCAAGGAUGUAUUCCCUGAAACUGCUCCGUGCGAAUUACCGAAGGAUAAAGGUACUCGACACGAGGUCGAGCUUGAACCAGGCUCGAAGUACUGUGUCAUGAAGCAGUGGCCACUGCCUCGUGAACAAGUACUUGCGAUCGACAAGUUCUUUGCCGAUCGUUUAGCUGCGGGCCAUGUGAGGGAAUCAACUUCCCCACAUAGCUCUCCGACCUUCUGUGUGCGAAAAGCAACAGGAGGGUGGCGGAUAGUGCACGUGUUCAACAAAUUGAACGCUGCAACGGUACCGGCUCAGACGCCGAUACCGAGGAAGGACGUAAUCAUUGAUGGUAUGUCAAAGAGUACCAUCUUUUCGUCCAUGGAUUUGAUGGAUGGCUUCUAUCAAAUCCUUAUGCGAGAACGGGACAUACCCUAUACCGCAGUUAGCACGCCUAGCGGCAUGCUCUGGGAAUGGCUAGUAAUGCCACAAGGGCUUAGUAAUGCUCCUGCCACUUUCAACAGAUGUGUAUCACAUCUGUUGAGACCAGUACGAGAAUUCGCGCCGAGUUAUUUCGAUGACGUAUUCAUCCAUAGUCGAGCUAUGGAUGGAAAGUCGGACGUUGAGGUCCACAGGUACCACGUCCGACAGGUUCUUACAAUCAUGCGAAAGCAUCAAUUGUAUGCAAACCUCAAGAAGUGUAUAUUUGCAGCAAGCGAAAUACCACUUCUUGGGUGCAUCGUUGGUAAGAACGGUGUACGUCCUGAUCCCGAAAAGAUCAAGGCGACCACCAACUGGCCUGUGCCGGUUGAUGUCAAAGGUCUUCGAAAAUUCCUUGGGCUAGCGGCGUACUUGCACAAGUAUUCACGCAAUUACGCCGAGAUGACUGUGCACCUCUCUCGUUUGUUGAAAAAGAACGAGAGGUGGUUAUGGAACGCUGAAUGUCAGCGCUCCUUUGAUGGUAUCAAGCAGAGCUUGAUACAAUCCCCAGUCCUAGCAAUAGCCGAUCAGGACAGGCCAUUUCAUGUGGUCUGUGAUGCCAGCGAUUUCGCAAUCGGCUGUGCAUUAAUGCAGUACGAUCUGGAAGGCGUUGAACGCGUCGUCUGCUAUCAGUCGCGUCAGCUGCAAUUAGCUGAGCGGAACUAUCCAGUGCAUGACAAGGAACUCCUUGCCAUGAAGUAUGCACUCGCAAAGUUCAGAGUCUAUUUAUUAGGAGAUACACCCUUCAUUGUUUACACUGACCAUGCAUCAUUACGCACGGCAGUGAACAGCCCGCACCUUUCACAACGAAUGGCGCGGUGGUUGUCAUUCUUUGCGGAAUACAACUUUACGGUCGAGUACAAACCAGGACGACUUAAUGUCGUCGCUGAUGCACUCUCACCUCGUCCCGACUUUGAAACAGUCGCGAAACCCAACAGUGGGACAGUCACUGUUGCGGUUAUGUCGUCCUCAGUCCCAUCUACAACGUUGUAUGAUGAUGUGAGGCGGGCAUACGCCCAAGAUGCCGUUACUGGUGACACACCACGUGUUGUCAUUCCAGAUGAUACUGAUCUGCGUUUGCGGAUCAUGUUCGAGUAUCACGAUGCUCCUAUAGGAGGACAUCGUGGCCGAGAGAAAACAUAUCUCACGGUAAGUCGAGACUUUUACUGGCCCCGCCAGUAUCAGUUUGUGCUAAAGUAUGUUCGCGCAUGCGAAGUCUGCCAACGAGUGAAGUCAAGUCCUUCACUGCAAGCACCUUUACAGCCUCUACCGGUUCCGGCUGAGCGCUGGGAAUCCAUCUAG
Molecule: messenger RNA, 2115 nt
Organism: Peronospora matthiolae
Lineage: Eukaryota; Oomycota; Peronosporomycetes; Peronosporales; Peronosporaceae
Source: the annotation of a GenBank genome assembly